Messenger RNA from Coregonus sp. 'balchen', 3128 nucleotides. The record is from the annotation of a GenBank genome assembly. NCBI's taxonomy places the organism in Eukaryota, Metazoa, Chordata, Actinopteri, Salmoniformes, Salmonidae.
GGCUUCCUAUUACAUGAUUACAUCCUAACUGUCCUGUUAUCAUCAGUAGGCUUCCUAUUACAUGAUUACAUCCUAACUGUACUGUUAUCAUCAGUAGGCUUCCUAUUACAUGAUUACAUCCUAACUGUACUGUUAUCAUCAGUAGGCUUCCUAUUACAUGAUUACAUCCUAACUGUACUGUUAUCAUCAGUAGGCUUCCUAUUACAUGAUUACAUCCUAACUGUACUGUUAUCAUCAGUAGGCUUCCUAUUACAUGAUUACAUCCUAACUGUACUGUUAUCAUCAGUAGGCUUCCUAUUACAUGAUUACAUCCUAACUGUCCUGUUAUCAUCAGUAGGCUUCCUAUUACAUGAUUACAUCCUAACUGUACUGUUAUCAUCAGUAGGCUUCCUAUUACAUGAUUACAUCCUAACUGUACUGUUAUCAUCAGUAGGCUUCCUAUUACAUGAUUACAUCCUAACUGUACUGUUAUCAUCAGUAGGCUUCCUAUUACAUGAUUACAUCCUAACUGUACUGUUAUCAUCAGUAGGCUUCCUAUUACAUGAUUACAUCCUAACUGUACUGUUAUCAUCAGUAGGCUUCCUAUUACAUGAUUACAUCCUAACUGUACUGUUAUCAUCAGUGGGCUUCCUAUUACAUGAUUACAUCCUAACUGUACUGUUAUCAUCAGUAGGCUUCCUAUUACAUGAUUACAUCCUAACUGUACUGUUAUCAUCAGUAGGCUUCCUAUUACAUGAUUACAUCCUAACUGUACUGUUAUCAUCAGUAUGCUUCCUAUUACAUGAUUACAUCCUAACUGUUAUCAUCAGUAGGCUUCCUAUUACAUGAUUACAUCCUAACUGUACUGUUAUCAUCAGUAGGCUUCCUAUUACAUGAUUACAUCCUAACUGUACUGUUAUCAUCAGUAGGCUUCCUAUUACAUGAUUACAUCCUAACUGUUAUCAUCAGUAGGCUUCCUAUUACAUGAUUACAUCCUAACUGUACUGUUAUCAUCAGUAGGCUUCCUAUUACAUGAUUACAUCCUAACUGUACUGUUAUCAUCAGUAGGCCUCCUAUUACAUGAUUACAUCCUAACUGUUAUCAUCAGUAGGCUUCCUAUUACAUGAUUACAUCCUAACUGUCCUGUUAUCAUCAGUAGGCUUCCUAUUACAUGAUUACAUCCUAACUGUACUGUUAUCACCAGUAGGCUUCCUAUUACAUGAUUACAUCCUAACUGUACUGUUAUCAUCAGUAGGCUUCCUAUUACAUGAUUACAUCCUAACUGUACUGUUAUCAUCAGUAGGCUUCCUAUUACAUGAUUACAUCCUAACUGUACUGUUAUCAUCAGUAGGCUUCCUAUUACAUGAUUACAUCCUAACUGUACUGUUAUCAUCAGUAGGCUUCCUAUUACAUGAUUACAUCCUAACUGUCCUGUUAUCAUCAGUAGGCUUCCUAUUACAUGAUUACAUCCUAACUGUCCUGUUAUCAUCAGUAGGCUUCCUAUUACAUGAUUACAUCCUAACUGUACUGUUAUCAUCAGUAGGCUUCCUAUUACAUGAUUACAUCCUAACUGUACUGUUAUCACCAGUAGGCUUCCUAUUACAUGAUUACAUCCUAACUGUACUGUUAUCACCAGUAGGCUUCCUAUUACAUGAUUACAUCCUAACUGUACUGUUAUCAUCAGUAGGCUUCCUAUUACAUGAUUACAUCCUAACUGUACUGUUAUCAUCAGUAGGCUUCCUAUUACAUGAUUACAUCCUAACUGUACUGUUAUCAUCAGUAGGCUUCCUAUUACAUGAUUACAUCCUAACUGUCCUGUUAUCAUCAGUAGGCUUCCUAUUACAUGAUUACAUCCUAACUGUCCUGUUAUCAUCAGUAGGCUUCCUAUUACAUGAUUACAUCCUAACUGUACUGUUAUCAUCAGUAGGCUUCCUAUUACAUGAUUACAUCCUAACUGUACUGUUAUCAUCAGUAGGCUUCCUAUUACAUGAUUACAUCCUAACUGUCCUGUUAUCAUCAGUAGGCUUCCUAUUACAUGAUUACAUCCUAACUGUACUGUUAUCACCAGUAGGCUUCCUAUUACAUGAUUACAUCCUAACUGUCCUGUUAUCAUCAGUAGGCUUCCUAUUACAUGAUUACAUCCUAACUGUCCUGUUAUCAUCAGUAGGCUUCCUAUUACAUGAUUACAUCCUAACUGUACUGUUAUCAUCAGUAGGCUUCCUAUUACAUGAUUACAUCCUAACUGUACUGUUAUCAUCAGUAGGCUUCCUAUUACAUGAUUACAUCCUAACUGUUAUCAUCAGUAGGCUUCCUAUUACAUGAUUACAUCCUAACUGUCCUGUUAUCAUCAGUAGGCUUCCUAUUACAUGAUUACAUCCUAACUGUACUGUUAUCAUCAGUAGGCUUCCUAUUACAUGAUUACAUCCUAACUGUACUGUUAUCAUCAGUAGGCUUCCUAUUACAUGAUUACAUCCUAACUGUACUGUUAUCAUCAGUAGGCUUCCUAUUACAUGAUUACAUCCUAACUGUUAUCAUCAGUAGGCUUCCUAUUACAUGAUUACAUCCUAACUGUCCUGUUAUCAUCAGUAGGCUUCCUAUUACAUGAUUACAUCCUAACUGUCCUGUUAUCAUCAGUAGGCUUCCUAUUACAUGAUUACAUCCUAACUGUACUGUUAUCAUCAGUGGGCUUCCUAUUACAUGAUUACAUCCUAACUGUACUGUUAUCAUCAGUAGGCUUCCUAUUACAUGAUUACAUCCUAACUGUACUGUUAUCAUCAGUAGGCCUCCUAUUACAUGAUUACAUCCUAACUGUCCUGUUAUCAUCAGUAGGCUUCCUAUUACAUGAUUACAUCCUAACUGUACUGUUAUCAUCAGUAGGCUUCCUAUUACAUGAUUACAUCCUAACUGUACUGUUAUCAUCAGUGGGCUUCCUAUUACAUGAUUACAUCCUAACUGUCCUGUUAUCAUCAGUAGGCUUCCUAUUACAUGAUUACAUCCUAACUGUCCUGUUAUCAUCAGUAGGCUUCCUAUUACAUGAUUACAUCCUAACUGUACUGUUAUCAUCAGUGGGCUUCCUAUUACAUGAUUACAUCCUAACUGUACUGUUAUCAUCAGUAGGCUUCCUAUUACAUGAUUACAUCCUAACUCUU